Messenger RNA from Myxocyprinus asiaticus (Chinese sucker), 5217 nucleotides. RefSeq names its product STE20/SPS1-related proline-alanine-rich protein kinase-like. The record is from RefSeq and is a predicted model, not a curated record. Lineage: Eukaryota; Metazoa; Chordata; Actinopteri; Cypriniformes; Catostomidae. Gene Ontology annotation, biological process: protein phosphorylation. Gene Ontology annotation, molecular function: ATP binding; protein serine/threonine kinase activity. The transcript has 18 exons. The coding region runs from base 1191 to 2726 and encodes 511 amino acids.
AAAACAAAAACAUGAACUGGAUGCUUCCUGAAGGUUACUAAAAUUAUUAUUAAUAACCUACGCCGUCGCUUAAUAAACAUGCCUAAUGAAUAUUAAUGAGUUAUAUGCUUAGGCUACUAAAUAAACAUGAGCUUGAAAUGUCUAUAUUAUAAUGACUAUAAAUAAGUUUAUUUAUAAACUAAAAUAAAUUAAAAAGCAAAAUAAUAUUAAUAAUAAGAAGAAACAUGUCCUACAGGAAAAUUCGUUAACAUAACGAAUCCCAUAAUACAAAACAAUAAAAAAUAUAAUGGACUGGAUGCAUCUCGAAGGUAACGAUGACGAAAUUAAUAUUCAUAACCUACGCAAUCGCUUACCAACCAUGACUUAUGAAUAUCUAUGAGCUAGGUUUUUUCUGAAUAAACAUGAGAUUGUAAUGUCUAGUAUAUUUUUUUAUAAUCAUUUUUAUAAAUUAUAAACUAAAUUAAAUUAAAUUAAUAAAGAAGUUAAAUCAUAAAAAAUGAAAAUGUUGCCGCUGUCCUACAUGUAAAUUUGUCAACAUGACAAAAAAAUAUAAAAAAUAAAUAAAUAAUCAAAAACAGAAAAUAGAAACAAUCAUGGACUGGACGCUUCGCGAAGGUUACAUUGACGAAAUUAAUACUCACAAAAUUAAGUAUAGAAAACAAAAAUAUGGAAAAAUGUUUAUUCAUAACCUACGCUGUCGCUUAAUAAACAUGACUAAUGAAUAUUAAUGAGUUAUAUGCUUAGGCUACUAUAUAAACAUGAGCUUGAAAUGUCUAUUUAUAAUGACUAUAAAUACAUUUAUUUAUAAACUAAAAUAAAUUAAAAAGCAAAAUAAUAUUAAUAAUAAGAAGAAACAUGUCCUAUAGGAAAAUUCGUUAACAUAACGAAUCCCAUAAUACAAAACAAUAAAAAAUAUAAUGGACUGGAUGCAUCUCGAAGGUAACGAUGACGAAAUUAAUAUUCAUAACCUACGCAAUCGCUUACCAACCAUGACUUAUGAAUAUCUAUGAGCUAGGUUUUCGCAAAUAUUAGCACGCCUAGAUGAAUAUUCAUGAGCUAAGCCUUUGCCGUAGUAGAGUGCAUCAUGCGGUCCCUCUCCGGAUGUGUUCAUCGCAGGCGGUAGUGAUCCAGCAGCUCAUCUUCAGCAGCCGCGGUGAGGUGUGCGAGUAGGAGCGACUGUCAGCAGCAUCAUGGCGGAGCAAAGUGACUCCCCGGCGGCCGUCCAAACCCCGCAGCCGGCGGCGCUCACCACCACCAGCACCACCAGCUGGCCCAUCGUCAAGGAGGCGUACGAGCUGCAGGAGGUGAUCGGUAGUGGAGCCACAGCAGUGGUCCAGGCAGCUCUGUGUAGCCCUCGACAGGAGCGUGUGGCCAUCAAGAGAAUCAACCUGGAAAAAUGCCAGACCAGCAUGGAUGAGCUGCUGAAAGAGAUCCAAGCCAUGAGCCAGUGUAACCAUCCAAACGUGGUCACCUACUACACUUCAUUUGUUGUAAAAGAUGAACUUUGGCUGGUCAUGAAACUCUUGAGUGGAGGAUCAGUGUUGGACAUCAUAAAGCACACUUUCAGUAAAGGAGAACAUAAAAACGGUGUCUUAGAUGAAUCCUCAAUAGCGACCAUAUUGAAGGAAGUACUGGAAGGAUUAGAUUAUCUUCAUAAAAACGGGCAGAUUCACAGGGACGUGAAAGCGGGGAAUAUUCUACUAGGAGAAGAUGGAUCAGUGCAGAUUGCAGAUUUUGGUGUAAGUGCUUUUCUGUCCACCGGUGGAGACAUCACUAGACACAAAGUGAGGAAAACGUUUGUGGGGACUCCGUGCUGGAUGGCCCCUGAGGUAAUGGAGCAGGUACGGGGUUAUGACUUCAAAGCUGACAUUUGGAGUUUUGGAAUCACCGCCAUUGAACUUGCGACAGGCUCUGCGCCGUACCACCGGUACCCUCCUAUGAAGGUUUUAAUGCUCACUCUGCAGAAUGAUCCUCCUACCCUGGAGACAGGGGUCGAGGACAAAGAGAUGGUUAAGAAAUACGGAAAAUCUUUUAGAAAACUCAUAUGCCUGUGCCUUCAGAAGGACCCGGCGAAGAGGCCCACUGCUGCAGAGCUUUUGAAGUGUAAAUUUUUUCAAAAGGCAAAGAAUCGAGAAUACUUGAUUGAAAAGCUUCUUAGUAAAGGACCAAACAUAAGCCAAAGAGCCAAGAAGGUCAGGAGGGUUCCAGGAUCGAGUGGUCACCUACACAAGACCGAGGAUGGAGACUGGGAAUGGAGUGAUGAUGAGAUGGAUGAAAUAAGUGAAGAGGGGAAGGCUGCUGUCAAUCACGGAAGAUCACGCAGGGUCAAAGACGAAAACCAGCAUGUUGAGGUGAAUGCCAACAGUCUCCCGGUAGAGGACUUGUCCAUUCAGCAUCCCCAGGUUCAACCGUUGGAGAAACCAUUGAGCGUUCAGGGAACUGUGAACAUGGUCCUGAGGUUAAGGAACUCGAGGAAGGAGCUGAAUGACAUACGGUUUGAAUUCACUCCUGGGAAAGAUACGGCUGAAGGAGUUUCUCAGGAGCUUUUUUCUGCUGGUCUGGUCAAUGGACAUGAUGUUGUAGUCGUGGCUGCUAACCUUCAGAAGAUUGUAGAAGACCCAGUUACCUAUAAAGUAUUGACCUUUAAGUUGGCGUCAGGCUGUGACAGCUCAGAAAUCCCAGAUGAGGUGAAGUUGAUCGGCUUUGCACAGUUGAGCGUCACCUGAUACACGUCUCAUUACCACAGCAGAGGAGAGGAGGAGGAUGACGGCGGCUACUAGGGUGUUUCUUUUGGAAGGAACCAAAUGCUAAAGGAACUGGCAGGAGGAGGGUUCGGUACCAUGCUGAAGACCUCUGCAAACUUUCACUUCCUGUUCCCAGCUUUUCCUUUUCCCCAAAUCACCUGCAAUCUUCCUCAAGAAUGUUUGCACCUUUACAAUCAAAAAUAGCACACUCAUUCAAAAACAAGUACUGCAAAAAUUGUUUUCUUAAUCAGUAUUUUUCUCAUGUUUUCCAGUAAAAAUAUAUCCCAAAAAAAUAUCUAAAACAUCAUUAAAAUAAUUCACUUGAGAAACUAAAUUGAAUAAGAUAUUAAAGACCCGUUUUCAGAGAAUAUAUUUUGAAUUAUAUAAUUUAUUAAAUUAUAUUAAUAAUUUUAUAAUUAUAUAAUUUAUUAUUGUUUAUUAAUUUAAGCAUAAAUCUAUUUAAAAAUGCUUAAAACAAAAAAUGGGUUAAGAAAAUUAAACUUGAUAAAUUUAAUAGCAACCAUUUAUUAUAUAAUAUACUUUAUUAAUAAAUAAUAAGAAAAACAUUAAAUGAAAACAUUAAAACAAUAAUACAUUAUUUUAGCAUUAUUAAUAUUAUAUAACAUGUAUUGCACCUUUAUAUAAUUAUUACAAUUAUUAUAAUAUAAUUAAUUGCAUAUUAUUAAAGGUUUAUUACUAUGCAUAUCAUUUUUUUCUAAAUUUUUCUUUGAAUAUUUUUACAGGAAAAAACAAAAAAAUAUGGAUUAAGAUAAUUAUUUGUUUUUUUGCAGGACACACAUACACAUCUGCCCUCUUCCCCAAAAAACUCUACUUGCAAUGCCCUUCACCAAAACAUUCCAUCACCCAUUUCCCAAAACUCAAAGCAGGAUCCCCUCAUCUCAGGAGGCAAUAGCUAGUGAAACAAAAAAAAAAUUUUUUUUUUUUUAUUAUUAUUUGUAUUAUGAUUGUUAUUGUGUUACGUCUGCUUUUGACAAAAGCUCUUACAGAGUAUUAUUAUUAUUAUUAUUAUUAUUGAAAAAAUGACUUCUCUGAAUUCUCCUGUAUGUAUGUGGAAAGAGUAGCUUCUCUUGUGCGCAAAUUGUAAAACUGAAGCGGAGAGGCGUCCUCCCUCUGAAUGUAAAAAGCAUUUUCAUUAUGAAUGUUAUGUUAAAACAUUUGAACUGCACUAUUGUACAUAGAGAAAUUCUGAUGUACAAUGAAAACAAGGGAAUCUUUUUUUUUUUCUUCAGCUUAAAGGAUCAGUUCAUUCAAAAAUGAAAAGACUGUCUUAUUUACUCACCCUCACGUUGUUCCAAACCUGUAUGACUGACUGUCUUCCGUGGAACAAAAAAAGACAAAAUUUUGAACAAUUCUACUUGUUUCUCUUUUCCACGCAAUUACAAAAGUAUGAGGACUUGGGCUUUCAGGCUUCAAAAAAGAUGUAAGAGCAUGAUAAAAGUAUCAUAAACAUUGUAUAAACAAUUGUGCACUAUAUAAGUCUUCUGAUAGUUUUGUUUGAGAAACAGACCAAAAUUUAAAUAGUUAUUCACUAAUAAUAAACAAUUUCUAUUAAGAAUAUAGUGCAUAUGGAUUAUUUUUAUGGCGUUUUUUUUUUUUGUUUUUUUUUUUUGGGAGAUUGGCAGCCCCAGUCCUCGUUUACUUUCAUUAUAUGGAAAAGAGUGGCUAGGAUAUUAUAAUAUUAUUUUUUUUUAUAAUCACUCUUUUGUGUUCCACGGAAGCAAAAACGUCAUAUGGGUUUGGAACAACAUGAAGGUGAGUAAACGAUAACUGAAUUUUCAUUUUUGGGUGAACUAUUCCUUUAAAAGACUAUGACAUGAAAGAACAUGAAUGCUGCCGUGUGCAAAUAUACUGCAUUAUUUUUGGGACAGUGUUGAUGCUUUAUUGAUAGAGGUGCCUUGAUUUUUUAAAUCCGUGCCUAAGAAAUGUAGGUAACAAGCUUGAAGCGGUUUAAAGCCGAAUCUGUUUUAUGUUCUGCUGAUAUUGAGCAGUAAAAAGGCUGCUUUUUAAAAGAUGUACAAUUCGUUGAUAGUAUUUUCACUGAUCAGUGGCUUGCAUUGAAGUAAACAGCUUUGAUUUCAUGCAGUGCAACAUACGUGCACCUGCGUCGCCAACGCUUUGACCCAGAGGAACCAUCCAGAUUUAACCCGUUAAAGCUUUGUCAUGUGACAAAGAGGUCAUAACCACCACAACACAUACUUUAAUCCUGAUGUAUCGUAUUUAAAAUGCCUAUUGAUGAUUAUGCGUCAUUUUACAGCACUUGAAUGUGUUUGGUUUUGAACCAUCUGUCUCUGACACAGCUAAAGAUGUAUGAAGUAUUUUGUAAAGGAAACCAAAUGUACUACUGAAUGACAGAAAAGCCAUCUGUGUGUCCAAAACAAAUAUAGUAGCUCGAUUAUGUUCUCAACCCAAAUGUACAUAAUGUUAACUAGAAUUAAAUACGUUAUUAUUAUGA